Messenger RNA from Drosophila biarmipes, 973 nucleotides. Its product is annotated as nedd4 binding protein 3. Bases 111 to 851 code for a protein of 246 amino acids. NCBI's taxonomy places the organism in Eukaryota, Metazoa, Arthropoda, Insecta, Diptera, Drosophilidae. The transcript has 3 exons. The record is from RefSeq and is a predicted model, not a curated record.
GUUGAAACUCAGGCAUCUCUCUGUGCACAGCUCGUCGCUCGUACAUAAAAUACACAACAAUUAUUAUAAGAUAUUUACCCUAUAUUUUCAAAUUUGUGGUCGCCUAGAAAAUGGUCAACGAGCUCCACAAGCCCCAAAAUGGGGACAAUGCCGCCUUGAGUGAGCGCCUGGCCGCCUCCAACCGGCAGCUGCAGGAGAUGCAGGAGGAGCACCGCCAGUUGCUCGAGGAGAUGGAAACGUUGCGAGUGAGAGCCGCCGAGCUCACGAGGCUGAAUACUCAGCGCACACAUCUGAGGCAGUCGACCGAAGUGAUGGAGAAGUCCCAGACAACCAUGUCCAGUCAGGUGGAAGCUCAAUCGGAGCCAGAACCACAGCCCUCAUCCUCUUCCCCUCCUGCCGAACCAGCUAACCAGGAGGCUACACCAACUGUGCAGAAAGAGGAGGAAGAGGACAAGGAGGAGACGGCCAGUUACCUGCAGGCCAAGCUGAACGAGAUCGCCAACCUGAAGGCUCAGUUUAAGCGUGUCCAGAACAUGGUGGACACCACUAAGAUGAUUGAGCAACACAUGUCCACCAGGCAGGUGGUGCAGACCAGUUCCUCCGUUCAGAGCAGCCGGCAAACCACAACCUCUGAAGUGCGAGUGGCGAGCGAGGAGGCAGAGGAGGCUGCCCAAGAUGCGAAUGCUUCAUCUAGUUCUGUUCCUGACAACGCAGAGCUCCUGAACUCCAUGCUCAACAUGUUCACGGACUUCACCAGCGAUCUGCGCGGCCAGGCGGAGAGUCUCCGUGCUGAAAGGGAUCGCAUCAGGACCCUCAAGGAGGACAUCAUCCAGCGCAAGCAGGGAAAAUAAGCCAAAUUAGACUUAAAACACGCACUGGUCCUAGUCACAGAAUGUUUUGAAAUUAAAAGAAAAUAUUAUAAAGUUAAAAUAUAAAAGAAAUACAUAAAUAAAUACAUUAUUAUCCGAUAAAA